Penicillium olsonii is the source of this 801-nucleotide messenger RNA. Lineage: Eukaryota; Fungi; Ascomycota; Eurotiomycetes; Eurotiales; Aspergillaceae. The record is from the annotation of a GenBank genome assembly.
AUGGGGAGUCUUCAAGAUCGCGUAAUUAUCAUAACCGGCGCUGCGUCCGGUAUAGGCCUUGCCACUGCAAAGGCUGCCUUGAAAGAGGGCGCAAAUGUACUCGGCGUGGAUGUUGUGGCCGAACCACCGGCAUCGUUGUCGGAAAUAAAUGCCGGGUCUGACACAGACUGUCACUUCUCAUACCAUGCAUGCGAUCUCACAAAGGCGACGUCACCUGCAGAAGUUUUGGCGACCUGUCAAUCCACGUUUGGCGGCAGAAUCGACGUACUUUUCAAUAUUGCCGGUGUGAUGGAUCACCAUGGGAGCAUUGAUACCGUUACAGAUUAUGAUUGGGAGCGAUGCAUGGCGAUCAAUGUGACGGCACCUGUCAAGCUCAUGCGGGAGGUAAUACCGGCUAUGCGGGACCAGCAACAAGGGGUGAUCGUCAAUAUGGCCAGCCGGGCGGGGCUUAGUGGAGCUGCGGCCGGGGUGGCAUACACCGCAAGCAAACACGCCAUUAUCGGGGUCACGAAGAAUGUCGCCUGGCGAUUCAGGGAUGAAAACAUCCGCUGCAUUGCAGUUUGUCCUGGAGGCGUCGGUGAUACAGCGAUCGUGAGUAGUGUUGACCCAGGGAGCUUCGAUAAAGAGGCCAUGGCGAAAACCAUGCCGAUCAUCAAUGCCGUCUACAGGCAGCGCAAUGAGAAUUUCAAGGCUAUGAUGCCUGAGGAACUCGCGGAAACUCUCAUGUUCCUGGUUGGGGAAGGUAGUAAGAGAAUCACGGGAGCCGUGAUUCCUAUUGACGAUGGCUGGUCAACGAUUUAG